Messenger RNA from Sphaerodactylus townsendi, 3395 nucleotides. It is a transcript of the gene SH2B1, whose product is annotated as SH2B adaptor protein 1. The coding region runs from base 6 to 2441 and encodes 811 amino acids. The transcript is spliced from 9 exons. The record is from RefSeq and is a predicted model, not a curated record. Gene Ontology annotation, biological process: intracellular signal transduction. Lineage: Eukaryota; Metazoa; Chordata; Lepidosauria; Squamata; Sphaerodactylidae. Gene Ontology annotation, cellular component: plasma membrane. Gene Ontology annotation, molecular function: transmembrane receptor protein tyrosine kinase adaptor activity.
UGGUGAUGUCGGCGUGGGGGGGGGGGGCUCGCCGCCAACGGCCUCAACAACCCACCUCCCUUCCUUACACUUCGGGACCGGCGGGUUUCCGCGUCUUAGCGGGAGCGCUCUCGCUUGCUGGGGAGGGAGGUGUGUGGGGGAGAAAAUCCCCGUUGACCCGCGCGGACGAGGAGUCAACCCGGUGGCUGCACAAUGAGUCCCUGGCGGAGGGCGGGGCUUCACUCCGCGCCUGGCGCGCGCGCUCUCCUGGCCGCGUACGUCUGCCUCCGCCGCGCUCACGCUCACCGCGUGAUCACAGAAAGGGACCCCCCCCUUCUCGACCAAUCGAAGGAAGGGAGGCUAAGGGAUUGGUGCGCCCGGCCAAGGUUUGCGUCUCCGGUCACAAGGCCACUGGUGCCAACAGCAGCCCAGUCCUGGCGCUGGGCUUGUUGCCACCUGGCCCCACCCGGGCAAGCAUGAACGGGAGUGCAGUACCCCUGUCACCAGCAGGUGGAGGCGUCGCGACGGAGCCCAUCUCUCUCCCCUCUCCUGGCUGGCGGGAAUUCUGUGAGGCACAUGCUCGUGCGGCUGCAGUGGACUUUGCCCGCCGUUUCCGGGCCUUCCUGGGCGAGAACCCCCAGUUUGCCACACCUGGGGCCGAAGCCGCCUUUUCGCGCCGCUUUGCCGAGCACUUCCUGGAGCAUUUUGAGGCAGAGGUGAGCCGCGCCUACGCCAGUGACUCCCCCCCUCGGUGUGACAUUGCUCCUUUCACUGGCUGCUCCUCAGCCCGUGAUCUUUCGGAGACCUGCAGUGACUCAUCAGUUGCCUCCCCUGUGGAGCCUCCCCUUGGGCCCCCCUCCGGCCUCUCCAGCAGCCAGUCCCGCAGCUCUGAAGAUGUUUCCGCUGUGGCUGCCAUUGCAGCCACCAAACCAAAGCUGAAGAAGCGCUUUUCCUUACGCAAUGUUAGCCGCAGUGUCCGAGGCAGCGUGCGUGGCAUCCUGCAGUGGAAGACCUCGGCCGAAUCAUCCCCUGUCGGUGGUGAAGAGGCAGCUACCGGGACUAACAGCAAUUCCAACUCCUCAGGGGGCGGCGACUCGGAGCGAUGGACUCACCGAUUUGAGCGCCUGCGGCUGAAUAAAGCCUCCCCAGCCGCCCCACGGGUUGAACUUGCUAGCGUGCGGCGUGAAGGCCUGCUCAACUACAUUGUGGCUGACGACGGUUCAGGCGGGGGAACCAGGACACGCUGGCAGAAAUGCCGUCUCCUCCUGCGCAAGGCAGGAAAAGGGGAGGGUGAGGGUUACCUGCUGGAGUUCUACAUCCCACCAAAGGCAUCAAAACCACGGGUCAGCAUUGCCUGCUCCUGCGUAGUGGAUGUGCGGACGACAACGCCCCUGGAAAUGCCUGACAAGGAGAACACCUUUGUGCUCAAGCUGUCAAGUUCCUUGGAGUAUAUCCUUGAGACGGUUGACUCCCUGCAGAUGCGUUCAUGGCUGGCAGACAUUCAGGAAUGCAUGGGCCUGGGAGAGAGCACCGAUAGUUUGGAGCAGCCCUGCAUGAAUCACUCAGAGAGCAUGCCCAGCCGGGAGCUUCCCAUGGUGCCGAGCGAGAGCAGCGAACAGCUUAGCCAAGGUGCCUACGGUGGGCUGAUGGACCGCCCAUCUGCCUCCAUGUCCCCCAGUUCUGUCUCCAUUGCUGCCUCGCACUUUGAUUCAAUGGAGCUGCUCCCUCCUGAACUGCCUCCUCGGGUGCCUAUCGAUGAAGGGCCGUUUCCUACUGGCCUCCUCCAUACAGCCUUCCCUGAAACCCCAGAUGCUACAGGUUCCUUCCUCUUCCAAGGGGAGCCAGAUGCCGGAGGGGGAAGUUUUGGCGACACAGAGCACCCGCUCUCCGAGUACCCAUGGUUCCAUGGCACCUUGUCCCGUCUCAAAGCAGCCCAGCUGGUACUGGCAGGGGGAACCAGCAGCCACGGCGUCUUCUUGGUACGGCAAAGCGAGACACGGCGCGGCGAAUACGUCCUGACCUUUAACUUCCAGGGGAAAGCCAAGCACCUCCGCCUCUCCCUGAACGAGGAUGGGCAGUGCCGGGUUCAGCAUCUCUGGUUCCAGACCAUCUUUGACAUGCUGGAGCACUUCCGGGUCCACCCCAUCCCCCUCGAGUCGGGCGGUUCAAGUGAUGUGACGCUCGUCAGUUACGUGGUUGCUUCGCAACGGCUGCAUGAACCGAGCACCUCUCGUAACUUGCCGCCGCCGCCACCUCCGCUCCCUCCGGCUCGGCCGCCUCAAGUUCCCCCUGACCGUGGAUUGCCGGAGGCUGAGGGGCAGGUGGAGGAGGAAGAGGAGGAGAGCCUAACAGAGCCAGAGGCGGAUGAGGGAGCAGCUGCAAGAGGAGGGGGGACCCUCCCACUGCCGGAGGAGCCGGAAGGACGAGCCAGAGCUGUGAACAACCAGUACUCAUUCGUCUGAGCUCUCCGGGUCUGGGGGAGAGGAGGUGACCGGCCCUCUCGGCAGUGUCCUCCCCGUACCCCAGAGGAGAGCUGACCUUGACCCUGGGUACGAGAUGAGCUUGAAUACCUGACAGACUUCUACACUUUCCUCAGUGACCUUUUGUGGGGGGGGGGUGUUGGGGGGCUGGUCAUUCUCCCUCGGUCUCUCCUCUUCCCCUCGGGUAUGGAGCAAACAUCACUUCCACUCCCCCCUCCCCCCCAGUGAAGGUACGAGACCCCCCCCCCCUUCCUGGUUUCAUGCUCCCAACUUGUAACGGCUUGGUAUGCACUACUUUAGCCCCUGUUUGGUUGCGGAAGGCGUUAGCCUGUUCUCCCCUCUUCCCUCCCUCCCCCCCCCCAAAAAAAAGCUAUUUGCAAUUGGGUAGGAGCAAUGAGUGUAAAACACUACAUGGAAAAGUGGGGGGAGGUAUCCCCAGGCUCAGCUUCUUGACUCCCGAUCCCCCCCCCCCCCCCCGUGUCUUGCACCCCUGACCCUUUUCUUGCUGAAUGUACGGAGUCUUAUGAAUGUAACCCCCUCUCCUUCCUCACCUCCUCCCUUGGGGGGGUGAGAAGGGAAAGGCUGGCUCUUUCCUCCACCCAGCUCGGAAAUAUAUUUAUAGCCUUUCUCUUCUCCUUUCUCUCCCCCCUGCCCAAAUUGGGGCCUGGCUGCACUAAAGCCUCUGCCACCCCCAGGUAAAUUUAAAUACGCUACGAAUAUAUGCCCCUCCCCUCCUCAGCUAUUGUUCCCCCCCCCCCCUCCCGCACCCCUUCUCUUUAAGGUUUAUUUUUCUACUGUCGACUAGUUGGACUGCUCAGGCCCCACCAAUUCUCUUUUUUUUAAUUUGCUCUGAGGUACUGUUUAUCUGUGUCUCUUUUUUUUCGUCGUUUAACUUUUUUUGGGCGUUUGUAUGAAAAUAAAGGAAACAUCAUUUUG